GUUUAAAGAAAUGGCAACCAGCGAGCGCAGUCCGCCGAAAAAAAAAACCAAGCGAUUAAAAAAAUACAGAAGUAAAUGGGAAAAUGACUACUACUGGCUGAAAUGCGUGAGCGAUAAUGUGUACAAGGCCAACUGCACCGUCUGCCGUCGGGUUUUCUCCAUCGGCCACGGAGGAGUUGGUGACAUUAAACAACAUGGCUCGGGAGAAAACCAUAGGAAGUGCGAGCGGCUGUCGAGGACAAAGGAGCGACCCCUCACAACCAACAGAGAACACAUUGGAGGACCCUCCACUUCAGCAUCAGAAACGGGAAUGCUCUCUAAGUCAGUAGGCAGCCAAACUCUACUAUCUGGAGAGAUGUCAGACAGCCUGAGGGGAGCGUUCAUGGCCCAGCUGACUUCCACCAUGAACACAUUAUUGAAGACAGCCGUAUGUGAAAUUGCCAAGAUCUUUGAGAACAGCCUUUGUGACCAUCAAAUGGAGCUGUUGCUGAAAGGACAGGAGAGCCAGCUGGAGAACCCAGUGUUGACAUUGGAGGAACAGAGUGUCGAUGAACAGGAAAGGGAUGAAAUGAAAAUAUAUGAUGCUGCGUCACUUACCUCUGAAUCGGCUCCCUGUGUGUUAAACUCACCUGAAAUCAACUUUGAAGGACCUAUUGACUGGUGUGCCCCACUGAGCAGUGAUGAUACGGCUGAGUCUUCCCAGACCAGACCGGACAUAAUUGAGUACCCAGGUGUACCCCAGAGAUCACUAUCUGUGUCUCUGUGGCGCAUUCCAACCAUCAAAAAGGAGGUAGAGGCUGACUUUGAAACUCACCUGCGAAAGGCCCUUGACAACUGUCUCGGGGAAGGUUCAUCACCAGCUAAACUGAAUGACAGCCUGGAAUGCAGUCAGGAUUUAAGCUCGCCUCUGCCUGCCACAAAACGUCGCGGUCCAGGUCGGCCACGAAAAAGUGUCACACAGCUGGUACAGACCAUCAGAAGAGAGGAGCCUGUACUACAAGUGAGAAGGGACGAUAAACAGGAGUUAUCCUUGACAGAACAUGGAAAUAAUUUGUCGGAAAACCAUGACAAUAACAAAACGCUUCCAGUAACUGAAUUUAACUCGGUGCAAGAUGACAAAGCCAAGAAGCAUAUGAAUGAUACUUGUAAAAGAAACACCUGUAAGUUCUGUCAUAAAGUCUUUAAUACAGAGUUUGGCCUGAAAGUACAUGUACGGUCACAUAAGAAAUGCCCAGGUUGCCACAAGACGUUCCCUUUCCCAAGUACUCUCCGUGUUCAUAUGAAGUCUUGCUCUGAAAUCAAAAAAGCACGCACAUUGUUAAAAACCAAGUCCAUUGACCUCCAAAAACAAAAACACAAAUUCGGCACUAAACACUGCAGAAUGGAAUUCCCAAACAAAAUUGCAUAUCAGAAUCACGUGUUCCACACUCACAAGGACAGGCCUAAUCUCUGCCAGCUCUGCGGUAAAGGCUUCUACAGCAUUAGACACCUCAGCAACCACUAUGAGCAUGUCCAUGUGUAG
This is a messenger RNA of Lampris incognitus (smalleye Pacific opah), 1522 nucleotides long. RefSeq names its product zinc finger and BTB domain-containing protein 17-like. Gene Ontology annotation, molecular function: RNA polymerase II transcription regulatory region sequence-specific DNA binding; DNA-binding transcription factor activity, RNA polymerase II-specific. The coding region runs from base 11 to 1522 and encodes 503 amino acids. The record is from RefSeq and is a predicted model, not a curated record. Lineage: Eukaryota; Metazoa; Chordata; Actinopteri; Lampriformes; Lampridae. The transcript has 6 exons. Gene Ontology annotation, biological process: regulation of transcription by RNA polymerase II. Gene Ontology annotation, cellular component: nucleus.